Molecule: messenger RNA, 892 nt
Organism: Terrapene triunguis (Three-toed box turtle)
Lineage: Eukaryota; Metazoa; Chordata; Testudines; Emydidae
Product: signal transducer and activator of transcription 5B-like
Exons: 3
Biological process (GO): cytokine-mediated signaling pathway; response to peptide hormone; regulation of transcription by RNA polymerase II
Molecular function (GO): DNA-binding transcription factor activity, RNA polymerase II-specific; RNA polymerase II cis-regulatory region sequence-specific DNA binding
Source: RefSeq, a predicted model, not a curated record
GCCCCGCUGAGCCGCGCGGCUCCUGUUGGGUCUCGGGGGGGAACUGGGGGGCUCUGGCAGGGCCCUGUGGGGCUGGUUCCUUGUUCUCUCUGCGUCCCAUGCUCACGUAGCCUGGAUCCCCCGGAGCGUCCAGCACAGCGUGUGGCUGGAGCUGCCCCCUCUCACCCUGGGGUAUCGCUGAGCGGAGGGAAGGUCAGCCCCACGCCUGUGGGGUUGGGGACUGGCCCCUUUCCCAGCACCCCCAGUGGGGUCCAAUCCCCAGGAGACCCCCCUGCCCGGCCUGGUUGGCACAUGGGGCCCCGUGUCCCCCCAGGCCCCGAGCCGCUGCCCGUUCUCUCAGCCCGUAGCCGGACUCCAGGCCCCUGAGUGGGUUUCCUGGGCCCAGAGGGAGCUUCCCCCCACGGUGACUGUCGGCACCGCCCUGCCCCCCCCCCAACGCCCCAUGGAAGUCGGAGCUGGCCCAGUGCCUGGCCCCCCUGACCUGCCUUUCCCAUUGCAGCGAGAGCAGCGGGGAGAUCCUGAACAACUGCUGUGUGAUGGAGUACCACCAGGCCACGGGCACCCUGAGCGCCCACUUCAGGAACAUGUCCCUGAAGCGCAUCAAGCGCUCGGAUCGGCGCGGCGCCGAGUCGGUGACGGAGGAAAAAUUCACCAUCCUCUUCGAGUCGCAGUUCAGCGUCGGCGGCAACGAGCUGGUCUUCCAGGUCAAGACGCUGUCCCUGCCCGUGGUGGUGAUCGUGCACGGGAGCCAGGACAACAACGCCACGGCCACCGUGCUCUGGGAUAACGCCUUCGCCGAGCCGGUGAGCAGCCAGCACCGCCAGGGAGCAGAUUCCCACACCCAGGGGGCCUGCCCCCCGUCACUUGGGGCCCAGAUCUGCAGUGCCCUUGG